CCUUAUGUGAAACUGGAAAUCACGGAGAACAGAAAGCCGUUACGUCGUAAAAAGUCCACCAUCAAACGAAACACGCUGAAUCCGUACUACAACGAGAGUUUUGUGUUCGACAGCUUACCGCUGUCGAGAAUCAAGAUUGUGCUGCUACAAGGCGGAAAGCGACUGAAAAAGAAGAAAACAUCCAUUAAAAAGUGCACGCUCAAUCCGUACUAUAACGAGUCGUUCUCGUUUGAAGUUCCAUUUGAACAGAUUCAGAAAGUUUCACUUAUGAUCACCGUAAUGGACUACGACAAAUUGGGAUCGAACGAUGCCAUCGGACGAUGUCUGCUUGGGUGCAACGCUACUGGAGCGGAACUGAGACACUGGAUGGACAUGCUGGCUUCUCCACGACGACCCAUCGCUCAAUGGCACACGUUGGGUCCAGUGGAGGAGGAGGGUGGCGAAAAGAAGUGA
Ostertagia ostertagi is the source of this 453-nucleotide messenger RNA. The record is from the annotation of a GenBank genome assembly. Lineage: Eukaryota; Metazoa; Nematoda; Chromadorea; Rhabditida; Trichostrongylidae.